AUGGACAAUGAUGAUGAGCCUCUUGAGCCCGAGACACAAGAUGAGACCGAAAACGUGCCAGCUCCAGAGAGUAGCGAAGAAGCCCUCUACUGUGAGGCCGAAACCCUGCCGACUGUCGAAAAAGAGAAAUCAGCCUGGGAGAGUUCAGAAACAGACCUAGAGAUUGAAGAUACUGAGAAGUUUUUCACCACUGGACAGAAGGAGCUAUACCUGGAGGCCUGCAAACUGGUGGGCACCGUGCCUGUCUCCUACUUCAUCCGGAACAUGGAGGAGCCCCACAUGAACCUCAACCACCAUGGCCUGGGGCCCAAGGGCACCAAGGCUAUUGCCAUAGCCCUGGUGUCCAACACAGCUAUUACUAAGCUGGAAGUGGAAGACAAUGACAUCACGGAUGAGGGCCUCCUGAGCCUGGUGCAGAUGCUACAGGAGAACUACUACCUCCAGGAGAUGAACAUUUCCAACAAUAGCCUUGGCUUGGAGGGGGCCAGAAUCAUCUCCGAGUUCCUCCAGAGAGAUGCCUCUUCCAUCUGGAACCUUGAGCUUUCAGGGAACAACCUCAAGGAAGAAUCCGCAGAGCUGCUCUGCCAGGCCCUGUCGACUAAUUACCGAAUUAGGAAGCUGAAUCUCAGUCACAACCAAUUCUCUGACUUAGGCGGAGAACACCUGGGACAGAUGCUGGCCAUCAAUGUAGGGCUCACAUCGCUGGAUCUGAGCUGGAAUCAAUUCCACAUACGGGGAGCUAUGGCCCUGUGCAAUGGUCUCCGGGCUAACUUGACCCUGAAGAAGCUGGAUCUCUUCAUGAAUGGCUUUGGGAACGAAGGGGCUCUGGCCCUGGGGGACGUCCUCAGACUCAACAGCUCCCUGGUCUACCUAGAUGUUGGCAGCAACAGCAUUGGCAACGAUGGAGCCUCCAAAAUCAGCAGAGGACUGGAAGCCAAUGAAACCCUCAAAGUCCUGAAGCUUUUCCUGAAUCCUAUUAGUAUGGAUGGGGCUCUUUUACUUAUCCUGUCCAUCAAGAGGAACCCCAAAUCCAGGAUGGAAGAGCUUGACAUUUCCAACGUGCUGGUGACUGAGCAGUUCGUUAAAACACUGGAUGGGGUGUAUGCUCUUCACCCGCAGCUGGAUGUGGUCUACAAGUCAGUGCUCGGCCUCACCGCCAAGAAAACCUUGCCCUUGUGGACAAACCCCAUGAAACUGAUCCAGAGCUAUGCAGACCAGCAGAAAAUCACGGUGGUGGACUUCUUCAAGAGCUUGAACCCUGCUGGGACAAUGCGGAUGCCUGUGGGAGAGUUCCAGAAAAUUCUUAUACAGCAAAACAAGGUCCCUUUGAACCGGUACCAAGUCAGAGAGGUGAUAAAGAGGCUGGAUGAGAAGACAGGCAAGGUGAACUUCAGCCACUUGUUUAGUAAAGCUCGAGCCCCUGUCACAUGCUGCCAGCUGCUGGGCCAGAUGCUAGGCACACUGGCAGAGGAGCUGUAG
This is a messenger RNA of Otolemur garnettii (small-eared galago), 1479 nucleotides long. RefSeq names its product leucine rich repeat containing 74A (gene LRRC74A). Gene Ontology annotation, molecular function: protein binding. NCBI's taxonomy places the organism in Eukaryota, Metazoa, Chordata, Mammalia, Primates, Galagidae. The record is from RefSeq and is a predicted model, not a curated record. The transcript is spliced from 14 exons. The coding region runs from base 1 to 1479 and encodes 492 amino acids.